GACCUACAUAUACGUCAUCAUCAACGCCUCUCACGCACAUGUCAAGUUUAUCUUCUUUAUUUACUAACAAACACGUCAGUAUAGAAUAUCAGCUGGCAUACAGAGACAUGCCUUCAGUAGAUAAAGAAAGAGGAAAUUUCUUCUUUUUCUUUCAAGACUCUAAGUGAGGAGCAAGGAUGUUGGACGCCACUCAUUAAUUCACAUGACCUAAUAUUGUAGCGAUGAGGAUAGGAUACAGCUUAAAAUGCAUAACAUGGGUAUCAUUAGAACAAGAUGUAGAUACUGGUCAUUCUGAUAUGAUUCAUGAUGCUCAAAUGGAUUAUAAUGGUCUUCGCCUUGCUACCUGUUCUUCAGACAAAAAUGUAAAAAUUUUCAAUGUGCGAAAUGGUCUUUACAACCUUGUUACAACAUUGAAAGGUCAUGAAGGUCCAGUGUGGCAAGUUGCUUGGUCUCAUCCUCUGUUUGGUCCUGUUCUAGCAUCUUGUUCUUAUGAUAGAAAAGUUAUAAUAUGGAAAGAAAUAGAUGAAGUAUGGAAGAAUGUUUAUGAAUAUAAUGAACAUGAUUCCUCUGUGAAUUCUAUAUCAUGGGCUCCUUGUGAUUAUGGUCUUAUUUUGGCUUGUGGAUCAUCUGAUGGAUCAAUUUCAAUUUUGAGUAGCACUGGAGAAGGAGAUUGGGAAGUCAAGAGAAUUCAUAAUGCACAUACUAUUGGCUGCAAUGCAGUGAGCUGGGGUCCUAUAAAUGCUCAAAUAGCUUAUGCCACUACUUCUGAUUGUUUAGAAUCUACAACUUAUCCAUCAACUGCUGAUUCUGUUAAAAGAUUUGUGACUGGUGGCUGUGACAACCUUGUCAAGAUUUGGAAAUACUGCAAACAGGAUCAGUGGUCUGAAGAGGAGAAACUAGAAGCUCACUCUAAUUGGGUUAGGGAUGUAGUAUGGGCACCAUCUGUUAAUUUAGGCCAAAGUGUAAUAGCAAGCUGUUCUCAGGACAAAAGAGUAAUAAUAUGGACAAAAACCAACGAGACACCAUGGAUUCCAAAAACCUUGCAUACUUUUGAUGAUGUAAUAUGGCAUGUUAGUUUUUCUGUUACUGGCAGCAUUUUGGCUGUUUCAGGAGGAGACAAUAAAGUUAGUCUUUGGAAAGUAAUAAAUGGCCAACGUUGGGUUCACCUCAAUGAUGUCAAUCAAGGGCAGAUUGACCAGGAGUAAUAUAUUUUCCAUAUUAAAAGAAUUAUCAACAUAUAAAAUUGCUCAACUUUUUAUAAUUAAUACUAAUACAUACAGCUAUUUUUCAAUAAAGUGUUUUUAUUCAAA
Messenger RNA from Parasteatoda tepidariorum (common house spider), 1310 nucleotides. Its product is annotated as protein SEC13 homolog. Gene Ontology annotation, biological process: protein import into nucleus; positive regulation of TOR signaling; COPII-coated vesicle budding. The record is from RefSeq and is a predicted model, not a curated record. Gene Ontology annotation, molecular function: protein binding; structural molecule activity. Lineage: Eukaryota; Metazoa; Arthropoda; Arachnida; Araneae; Theridiidae. Gene Ontology annotation, cellular component: nuclear pore outer ring; COPII vesicle coat.